UGUGGUCAUGGCGCUCCGUGGUGAACAUGAUGAGGAAAAUUGUGAAAAUUUAGUGCCAGCGGUUCGUUUGUAUACGAGCAUAAACGAUGAAAGUCAAUAUACAGUCUAUAAGUGGCGUUGGUUUGUAUUGGCGACACUGACUUUAAUAGCUGCUUCAAAUGGAAUGAUCUGGCUUUCAAUGUCUACAGUGGCUAACUAUGCUGCAGACUAUUAUGAUGUUAGUCUGGAAGCUAUCAACUGGCUGAGCAUUGUCUACUUUAUUACAACUGUGAUCCUAGGAAUACCCGCAAUUUAUAUGUUGGAACACUGUGGACUUAGAGCAUCAAUUUUGGCUGCAGCCUGGCUAAAUGCACUUGGACAGUUGGUUAGGGUGCUAAGUCAGUAUGACGACAGAAUCAAGUUUCCUCUGAUGAUGGGUGGCCAGACCAUAUCUUCAUUUGCUCAGCCCCUCAUCCUUUUCAUGCCUGCAAAACUAGCAGCAGUCUGGUUUCCUGAUGGUCAAAGAACAUUAGCUACAACCAUAGGAUCUUUGGGUCAAACGCUAGGGAUGCUAGCAGCAACUACGAUAUCGCCACCCAUUGUGAGCCACCACAGUCACAUACCUCUGCUGAAUGACAUCAUCAUAGGACCAGCUGUAUUAGCAGUUGUCAUGGCAACAUUUGGGGUUUGCAGCUCCACUCCACCCACAGCACCAUCUGGUGGGGCAGAAGAGGAGGGACACACCCAAUCUAUCAUAACAGGAAUUAAGCAGGUGAUGGUCGACAAGAUGUAUCUGUUGCUGGUGUUCAUAUCAGGUGCUGGGUUUGCAGUCUUCUGUGCUAUCCUGACCCUCAUGACACAGUUUCUCUGUCCACAGGGAUACUCCGACGAAUUUGCUGGCUGGUGCAGUGCUCUCAUGAUCAUAUUUGGCUUCAUUGGAUCUGUGAUAGUCGGCAUUAUUGUGGACAAAACGAAACUGUAUGCAGAAAUCACAAAGACUGCCCUUGCACUGACUAGUAUUACCUUGUCUAUAUUUGUGGUGUUCAGUUUGCAGUAUAACCAAGAGAUACCUUUGGCUAUACUCGCUAGUUUAGUGGGCAUCGCUGCGCUGCCAGUCUAUCCUCUUGUGCAAGAGAUGGCAGUGGAGAUGACAUACCCUGUUCAUGAAGCCAUUAGUGUGGGAAUACUCAACAUCAGCUGUUGUAUACAAAGCGCAGUGGUAGUUGUGCUGUUACCACUGCUAGCAAAGCCGUUGUCUAGUGCUGCUAUGUCUCAUGAGACUUGUUCAACUAACCCACAUUCAGGGGGUGUCACAGCAUUCGACCAGACAGCUCCUGUCUUGGCUUUGAGUGCCUUUGCUGCACUGUCAUCCAUACUUACAAUUGUGGGUCUGCGCCCAAGAUACCACCGAAUGGAGAUGGAACAUCGUGAUAAAGUAGAGGAAUAGUGUGAUAUGGUAAUUAUAUGCAAUAUGAUCUGAUUUUUGUGAGAAAAUUUCCUUUAUUGUAUACAUGCAAGGAAGGCAAUUUAACUGCUUUAACUGAGUGUGGGAUAAAGCUGAAUUGAAAUAUUAGUGCAAUUGUGAUAUUUAUGUAUAUUAGUCAAUGUAAUUAGAUCAAGAUCGUUUUAUUUCUUGUAUCAAAAUAUGAAGUAAUGUAUUUAAUCCAAUUUAUAACAUAGAGAUCAGAAGAUGGAUAUAAUUGAUUUGCCAGCAUGUAAACAAGGUUGAUACUAUUACUGUAAAUUUUCUGCUAUCUAGUUUUCUCUCUGAAAUGUUUUCUUUUCCUUGCUGAUGCGAACAUGUGUAUGUUGAUAUGGCAACAUAUUUUUUAUUCUAGUUAUGUUACCUUCAACUGUCUAAAAUCUUUAAUCCAUGAACAUCCGUUUUGUUGAAAAUAAAAAUGAGGAACUGUAUGUCAAUGCUCACUCAUAUUCUACUUGUCAUAUGAUCUACAAAGACAUUUUUAUUGCCAUAUGUAAAUCCUACAGUGUCCCCUUUUAAUGUGUGACGUUUGUAAACAGACCUGUCUACAAUGUAAAGUCCAAAUACGCCUGUUGUUUUUAAUUUCUACAUAGAUGUAUAUCGAUGAUGUAAUGUUUUAGUUAAUAUUACAAUUAAAAAAUUGUUAAAUUGUAAGA
Molecule: messenger RNA, 2118 nt
Organism: Priapulus caudatus
Lineage: Eukaryota; Metazoa; Priapulida; Priapulimorpha; Priapulimorphida; Priapulidae
Product: major facilitator superfamily domain-containing protein 7-a-like
Exons: 10
Coding region: 8-1426 (472 amino acids)
Biological process (GO): transmembrane transport
Cellular component (GO): membrane
Molecular function (GO): transmembrane transporter activity
Source: RefSeq, a predicted model, not a curated record